Pelobates cultripes (western spadefoot toad) is the source of this 7121-nucleotide messenger RNA. Lineage: Eukaryota; Metazoa; Chordata; Amphibia; Anura; Pelobatidae. The record is from the annotation of a GenBank genome assembly.
AUGUCAGACCGCCAAGAUCCUGUGAUUUCUGCCGAACUUAAGGAAUGGCUUUUCUCUACUAUCGCAGAGUCCAUUCCUAAGGCUCUGGCAGCCUACCAUGAACGUAACACAGAGGUACACCCCUCUACACAACAACUUUCUGAUUCGGAGGACUCCCAUGUCUCCGACCAAGAUAACGCCCCGCGCAAGAGACCCUGGAAAGGGAAUAGCGCUACUGCCGGCAAAGGCAAAGCUCCUGCUAAGAUCAUUAAACAUUCUAACCCAUGCGUUACGCAGGAUGCCACAGACCCUCUAGAGGGUUCCACUUCACGUUUGUCUGGCCAUAUUUUAAGUGACUAUGACCCCAACUACUCUGAUGAGGAUCCCAUGGUGAAUGCGCCCCAGGAUUCUUCAACAUCGGAGUUCAUGAAAGAAACUUUCCUAGGUCAAGAUCACAAGAGUAAGGUACCUGACUCAGACACCCUCCUGGAUGCUUCAGGCCUUCCCCUUUUUGACCCAAGGGUGAUACGCCACCCGCGUUCAGCUGAAUGGGCUCCCCCAGAUCAUAUUGCUAAUUUCUGUAAACUGUGGCUUCGCAAGCCCCUCGAAAAAGAAAUAAGAAACAAACUAAGGGCUGAAUGCCCGAGACCUACUAUCCCAGGCAAAGUUGCCUCUACUCCUGAAUUUGACCCCAUGCUGGUCACCUAUUUAACGAAAUCUGGUAAAGACCCUUGUAAGGGUAUUGAGCAGGGUUUGAAAGCGACCCAAGACAAAUUAUUAGACAUUUCAGGUCCUAUCAUUCAAAUAUUUAUACUCGCAGAUGAGGCACUCAUUCAAAUAUUUAUACUCACAGUAUUAGAGAAUGGGCACAGAGAGCCCUAUGUUUAUUGGGCAACGCCAAUACGGCUAUUUCAAUUGAGAGACGCAAAGCGGCACUGUUCAAAAUCGAUGCCAAGUUAGUAGAAUUGAGCACUAAAGAACUAGGCCCAGAGGCCGAUGGUCUUCUAUUUGGUAACAGUUUCAUGCGAGACCUCUCCAAGCAUGUCUCAGUUUUUACCACACUCAAUAAAGCCCAGUCCUCCCUACGUAGGGUGUUCCGUUCCAAUACUCAAAAUCGUUUUUCUGGGAGAGCUGGUCGCUCAAGGGGCCUAGCUACCAGUAGAGCAGCCUUUACAGGCUACAGGCCCCGACCCACAGAGUAUUGGUCCACAGGAUACUCACGACCCUACCACAGACAGCUGUUCAGCACCAGAGGCUCAAUUCGAGGACGUGGCUCUGCAUCCCUGCGCGGACGCACUGCUUCAGGUAAUGGACCUUGCUUAUUUGAAAAAUUUAUCAAUCGCAGGUCGAUUAACAUUCUUUUUCCAACAGUGGAAACUUCUUUCUCAGGAUCUUUGGAUCCUUCAUACAGUCACAGGUUUCAAAAUAGAUUUUAUCACACAUCCAGUUCAAUACACUCAUCCGACACCCUUAGAGAUGUCAGAAACAGACACUCUAACCUUGAACACAGAACUGAACAAAUUGGUACACAAAGGGGCGAUCGAACCGUCGCCUUUCCCUUGCACCAUUCUCAGCAACAUAUUUCUCGUUCGAAAAAAGACGGGAGAUCACCGUCCCAUUAUCAACCUCAAGGCAUUGAAUCGCUUUAUCACAUACUGUCAUUUCAAGAUGGAAGGUAUCCAUCUUCUCAGGGACUUGCUCUGCGUGGGAGACUGGUUCUCCAGAUUCGACCUCAAGGAUGCUUAUCUGACGGUCCCUAUCGCACCAAGUCACCGUGCCUUCCUCCAAUUCCGGUGGCAAGGCGACAUUUGGCAGUUCACCUGCCUCCCUUUCGGACUUUGCUCCGCCCCUUGGUGUUUCACCAAGUUAAUGAAACCGGUCAUGGCACUCCUUCGUUCUCGGGGCAUACGUUCAAUUAUAUAUUUGGACGAUAUCCUGAUCAUGGCCCAAGACCAACAAUUACUUCGCAAACCCACACACAUGACCUCUGCCCUCCUCCAAAACCUAGGUUUUGUCAUAAAUUACCAGAAAUCAGAACUGGUUCCUUCUCAAAUAGUCCAGUUUCUGGGUUUUCAGAUAGAUUCAGUUCAAGCAACUCUACAGUUACCCUACUCCAAAAUCAAAAACAUAAAACGAGAGAUUCAAAAAUUACUCAGGUCACAACGACCUCGGCUCCGCGACCUAGCACACGUUCUGGGUCUUCUGUCUGCAUCAAUUCAGGCUAUUUUUCCAGGACCCUUGCAUUACAGAGCAAUGCAACGGCUGAAAACCUCCUAUUUACAUCGCUCGACCUCUUACGAUCAAUUCAUUUCCCUAACGGACGAAGUUCUCAUCGAACUUCACUGGUGGCUUCGCAAUAUGGAAGCCUGGAAUGGAAAAGCGAUUUUCGGAUCUCAACCAGAUUUUAUUAUGGAAUCCGAUGCCAGCCUACUCGGUUGGGGUGCUACGUGCGCCCAAACAUACACAGGGGGUCUCUGGUCCCCAUCAGAACAGGCACUUCACAUAAAUUGUCUCGAGCUCAUUGCCGGAUCCUUCGCGAUCCGCAGCUUUGCCAAACAAGCCUCCAACUGCUCUCUAGUACUUCGGAUGGACAACAUCUCCGCAGUACGAUACGUAAACCGACUCGGAGGGUCCAAAUUGAAACUGCUGUCAGACCUCACCAAGGAUCUGUAUCAGUUCUGCUUAGACAGGAAUCUGUCUAUUCGGGCAGAAUAUCUCCCAGGACCCGACAAUUUAGUCGCGGAUUGGUUUUCACGUCACUGGAGGGAUGCCAGCGACUGGCAAUUAGAUCCUCUCCUAUUCCACCACAUUCACCUAUUGCGAGGACCGCUCACUCUCGACCCUACUCCAAAAUCAAAAACAUAAAACGAGAGAUUCAAAAAUUACUCAGGUCACAACGACCUCGGCUCCGCGACCUAGCACACGUUCUGGGUCUUCUGUCUGCAUCAAUUCAGGCUAUUUUUCCAGGACCCUUGCAUUACAGAGCAAUGCAACGGCUGAAAACCUCCUAUUUACAUCGCUCGACCUCUUACGAUCAAUUCAUUUCCCUAACGGACGAAGUUCUCAUCGAACUUCACUGGUGGCUUCGCAAUAUGGAAGCCUGGAAUGGAAAAGCGAUUUUCGGAUCUCAACCAGAUUUUAUUAUGGAAUCCGAUGCCAGCCUACUCGGUUGGGGUGCUACGUGCGCCCAAACAUACACAGGGGGUCUCUGGUCCCCAUCAGAACAGGCACUUCACAUAAAUUGUCUCGAGCUCAUUGCCGGAUCCUUCGCGAUCCGCAGCUUUGCCAAACAAGCCUCCAACUGCUCUCUAGUACUUCGGAUGGACAACAUCUCCGCAGUACGAUACGUAAACCGACUCGGAGGGUCCAAAUUGAAACUGCUGUCAGACCUCACCAAGGAUCUGUAUCAGUUCUGCUUAGACAGGAAUCUGUCUAUUCGGGCAGAAUAUCUCCCAGGACCCGACAAUUUAGUCGCGGAUUGGUUUUCACGUCACUGGAGGGAUGCCAGCGACUGGCAAUUAGAUCCUCUCCUAUUCCACCACAUUCACCUAUUGCGGGGACCGCUCACUCUCGACCUCUUCGCGUCUCGGCUGAAUCGUCAGACAGACAAUUUUUUCAGCUGGUUACCAGACCCUCUAUCUCUGGCUGUCGACGCCUUUCUCCAACCUUGGCCACGGAGCGGAGCCUAUGCCUUCCCUCCUUUCUCAAUGAUUCAACGUACCCUCCACCAGGUCAAAUCACAGGGGGUCAGGAUUGUGAUAGUUACCCCUCUAUGGCGGGCCCAGACGUGGUUCCCCACCCUUCUGGAACUUUCCACAGAUUAUCCCAUCAUCCUACCUCGCUCACAUCGGGUUCUCAAGAACUCAACGGGCGACUACCACCCACUAGCCCUACAAGGCCACCUUCAAUUUGUGGCCUGGACAGUUUCAGGGGUGCUUGGCAUGUCGCAGGACUUUCAAGCACUGCUCAAACACUCCUGUGGGAUUCAUGGGCUCCAGGGACCAGGCGUACCUAUCUCGCCGCAUGGCGAGUUUGGGUCAGCUGGUGUCUGGAGAGGGAUUUCGAUCCCGUUUCAGCAUCUCUUUCAUCCAUUCUAAAUUUUCUAUCAUCACUUUUCGAACAAGGUAAAUCAUACCGGUCGAUUAAUAUUUUUCGUUCCGCCAUUUCGGCGGGACAUGACCCUAUUGAUAACUCUUUAGUUGGAAAACAUCCUUCUGUGUGCAGACUUUUACGAGGCAUUCGUUUGACGAGGCCACCCUCUGCCAAAUAUUCUGGUUUUUGGGAUAUAUCUCGAGUCUUCGCACUGUUAGAGUCCUGGCCCCCUAACGAGGCCUUAUCCCUUCGACAACUCUCUGCAAAACUAGCCCUGCUACUGUGCCCCACUAUUGCUCGCUGGAUAAGAUGGUUACUUAUCCAAGCGGGAAUUGAUAGAUCAUUCGGGGCCCACUCCGUUAGGGGAGCGGCCGCAUCCUCUGCCUUUCGCGCUGGCAGUUCACUGGCAGAUAUUUUGUCCUGCGCAGAUUGGUCAAGGGAAUCUACAUUUCGAAUUUUUUAUUUUAAACCUACACCACAUGCGGCUUGUUCUAUUAUUAGAGAGCGUUAAAACAGCAAAUAUGAAGCCUCCUGUCUUGCCAUAAAAUUAGGGAUUAUUCUAGCUUUCAGUGAACGAAUAAUCUAAAUUUUAUUAACCCCUUAGAACCGGAGGACGUACAAUUACGCCCUCUAAUAGGCGGCUCUAAACGCCGCCGGGCGUAAUUGUACGCCCUCCGGUUUUUGUUAACUUACCCGGUCGCCGGCGGUCCCACGCCGGCGAUCGCGGUUGGGGGGACUCCCAGGGAGCCCCCCGCGGCACGUCCGUCCUCGUCGAAGCCCCCGGCCAUGUGAGAGUGGGGUCCUAGCGAGGACCCCACAAUCACAUGGCCGGGGAUAGCUGGCUUCUGUAUUGCCGGCAGGGGGGCUGCCUGUAAUGACAGGUGGUCCCCCUGCUGGCUGAAAAUAAAAUAAAAAUAAGUUAAUGGUGUAAAAAAAAAUAAUUAUAUAUACUUAGAUCAUAUAUAUAUAUAUUAUAUAUAUAUGAUCUAAGUAUAUAUAUACACAUAUACAUACACACACAUACACCGUCUAGGUGUAUUUUACUAUUAAUAUAUAUAUAAUUAUAUAUAUAUAUUAAUAUCAAAUUACACGUAGACUGAUACUGAUUAAAUAUAUAUAUAAUUAUUGUUAUAUAUAUAUUUAUAUAUAAUAUAAAAAAAAUUAAAAUGUAAAUACGUUAAAAAAUAAAAUUAAAAAAAUAAUUAAAAAUAAAUAAUUAAAAAUAUAUAGAUGUGUGUUAUUUAGUUCUAACUGUAUUGUGAAAUUAAUAUAUAUAUAUAUAUAUAUAUCAAAAUACACGUAGAACGAAAUAAUAUAUAUCUAUAUACAUAAAUAUAUACGUAUAUAUCACUAUAUAUAUACCUAUAUAUAAAUAAAAAUAUUUUUAAAAAAUUAUAUAGAUAUAUACAUAUAUAUACACAUACGUAUAUAUAUACAUAUAUUAAUUCUACAUAUAUAUUUAUGUAAUAUUUUUACAUAAUUAGGUAUCUUAAUUAAUUACAAUUAGCAGGACCUGCCUGACAACCCAUGCCGAAAGUAAAGGGAAUUUAAUUUGCUAGCACUAUAUUUAACCCUAUAACUUUCCGAGACACCAUAAAACCUGUACAUGGGGGGUACUGUUCUACUCGGGAGACUUCGCUGAACACAAAUAUUAGUGUUUCAAAACAGUAAAAUGUAUUACAACGAUGAUAUCGCCAGUAAAAGUGAAGUUUUUUGCAUUUUUCACGCACAAACAGCAUUACACGGACAAUAUUAUUGCUGUGAUACUUUUUACUGUUUUGAAACACAAAUAUUUGUGUUCAGCGAAGUCUCCCGAGUACAACAGUACCCCUCAUGUACAGGUUUUAUGGUGUUUUCAAAAGUUACAGCGUCAAAUAUAAGGCUUGCAUUUCAGUUUUUUCACAUUAAAAUUCGCCAGAUUGGUUACGUUGCCUUUGAGACCCUAUGGUAGCCCAAGAAUGAAAAUUACCCCUAUGAUGGCAUACCAUUUGCAAUAGUAGACAACCCAAGGUAUUGCAAACGGGGUAUGUCCAGUCUUUUUUAGUAGCCACUUAGUCACAAACACUGGCCAAAAUUGGCAUUUUUUGCAUUUUUCACACACAAACAAAUACUAACGCUAACUUUGGCCAGUGUUUGUGACCAAAUGGCUACUAAAAAAGACUGGACAUACCCCAUUUGCAAUACCUUGGGUUGUCUACUAUUGCAAAUGGUAUGCCAUUAUGGGUGUAAAUUUCAUUCCUGGGCUACUAUACAGUCUCAAAGGCAACGUAACCAAUCUGGCGAAUUUCAAUUUCAAAUGUAACGUGCUAUAUUUGACCCUGUAACUUCCCAAAAUGCCAUAAAACCUGUACAUAGGGGGUACUGUCUUACACGUGAGACUUUACUGAAUAUAAAUAUGUGUAUUUUAUUGCAGUAAAAGCAAACAGUAUUAUGACAUUGACCGUUAAAAUGUCAUGUAGAACUAAAAAAAUCCAAGAAAAACGUAUUUUCUCCCAUUUUUUUCAUAUUAAAUUAUGUUUCAUAGCUAAAUAUUUGAUAUUAAAUGAAAGCCCUGUUUCCCCUGAAUAAAAUGAUAUAUAAUAAGGGUGGGUACAUUUACUAUGAAAGAGGUGUAUUACGGUUGGACAGACAUGUAGCGCAAAUGCCAGGUUUUGUUUACAUUUUGUUUUGUUCACAAUGUGUACAUUUGGCUCCGUCCUUAAGGGGUUAAAGACAGGAGACGAAUAUUUUCCCUCCCUUCGUUCACUCCGGAACCCACCCUCGAGGUAAGUCUUAUAGCCAAGGCUUAAUGUAUGAUACCGUUCUUACAUCCAAAUUUGCAAUAUACGAUUUACUCAUUUGUGGUUAUACAUCUAUCUCACAGGGUAUUAAUAGAUUCUAUUUUAUUUUUUCUAACUCUGUCAAUUCGUCUGAACUCUAAUUGGAAAUAGGGGGUAUAAUUAUAUAUUUUUCUCUUGUCCGAGAAACCUUACUUUCACGAAGUCUCUCUUCUUCUCUUUUAGUGUGAAGAGCUCAAGUUUGUUCGAUCAGCGUUCCGUUUACAUGGUUGA